GAAAACCGGACGUCACCACAAGGAAGCGUAGGGGGAGUAUUUAAAGUUGCACAGUACGGGGUUGGCUUCUCUGUAGGCUACCGUCGUUUUUCCUUUUACCGUUUCAUUUUUCUACUGUCAAACUAAAGCUCCGGGAGAAGAUGAAGACGCUCUUGCUGCUGCUGGUUUUGACCGUGUUGUCAAACGUCCCGUCCGGCGGCUGCGCUGCCUCCUCUCCGUGCUCCCAUCCUCCGUCGACGUGGUGCUCGUCGCUGGACUCCGCUGUGCAGUGCGGGGUUCUGAAGCAGUGCCUUGAGUCCAACUUCACCGAAUCGCAUCACAAGAAAACGGACCAAGUGGAGGUGGCGCUUUACUUUGAGAGUCUGUGUCCCGGCUGCAGAAUGGCUUUCACAGAGACCCUCUAUCCCACCUGGGUCCUGCUGAGUGACAUCAUGUCACUCACCCUGGUUCCCUACGGCAAUGCACAGGAGAAACCUGAUGGACAGAGGUUUAAUUUUGAGUGCCAGCAUGGAGAACCGGAAUGUCUGGGCAACAUGAUUGAGACUUGUCUAUUGAACAUGACAGACGCUGCUAAGCACAUUAUCUACUGCAUGGAAUCCUCCUCUGACGUUAUCAAGGCAGCACAGAGUUGCGCACAACUCUACAGCCCCGACCUGAGCUGGGACAGCGUCACAAGCUGUGUGAAAGGGGACGUGGGAAACCAGCUGAUGCAUCAGAACGCCUUGAAGACCAAAGCUCUGCAGCCUCCUCACCAAUACGUUCCCUGGGUGACCAUAAAUGGGGAGCACACAGAAGAACUGCAGGACAAGGCCUUAAACUCUCUCUUCACUCUGGUCUGCAGCAUGUACAAGGGCCCCAAGAUUCCAGCGUGUGGAGGAGGAGGAGGAAAACACUACAGAAGCUACUCCCACAUUGAGUGAAGGAGGAGCACGGCACAUGUUUGCUUCUUUCCAGGUCACUAAAUAAGGGACCCUGAUGAGUGCCAUCAGAUAUUUUUGUAUCUCGGAUUUUACUGCUGUGUCUUUUAAAGGGAAAACUAUUCUGCUCAUUUAACAAUUCAAUAAAUAAAAAUUCAAUUUACUUUCUAAAAAAACAAAAA
Molecule: messenger RNA, 1099 nt
Organism: Gasterosteus aculeatus aculeatus (three-spined stickleback)
Lineage: Eukaryota; Metazoa; Chordata; Actinopteri; Perciformes; Gasterosteidae
Gene: ifi30a
Product: IFI30 lysosomal thiol reductase a
Cellular component (GO): lysosome
Molecular function (GO): oxidoreductase activity, acting on a sulfur group of donors, disulfide as acceptor
Source: RefSeq, a predicted model, not a curated record